Messenger RNA from Ectocarpus sp. CCAP 1310/34, 1771 nucleotides. NCBI's taxonomy places the organism in Eukaryota, Phaeophyceae, Ectocarpales, Ectocarpaceae. The record is from the annotation of a GenBank genome assembly.
UUCUCUAUCCAAGUGAGGAAAGGGUAUCAGGAGCGGGGUCGCGAAUUGGCCUACAACCGGAGUUCUAUUAACCAAUUCUCUAUCUGAGUGAGAAAAGGGUUUCAGAAGCGGAGUCACGAAUCGGCAACCGGAGUCCUCUAUAUCAAUAGAAGGAGCGGGGCUGGAAGAAUCUCAGAAACAGAAAGCUGAGUAAUAAUACACCAACAAAAAAUUUCAAGACGAGAUCAUCAGGAUAAAACCAGAAAUGGAAGCAACAUUGGGAACUGGAGGCGGAGGUAGCAUCUGGAGUGAUGGAUCCACAAACCUGGCCAACGUCAUCAGAGGACUCCCCAAGUUCGAUGGAACGAAACCAGAGGACUUCAACGACUGGAUGAAGAAAUUGGGUGUAGUCGUCGGUGUUACUCGGAGGGACAUCAUGCCACUUCUCAAGGGAAUGCGCAGGCCUGAUCCCUCGGACACCACCUUCGCCGCAUACGAGAGAGCAAACGAAGACCUNGCGUUACUCGAAGGGGCAUCAUGCCACUUGUUUGGGGUGCUCGACAGAGUAUACUGUCUACGGGGCCUCCGGGGGUUUGAUAUGUCUGGAACGGAGGAGGACGCAACUCUGAGCGCGAGGUUGGAUGAGGCGCUACGAGCUAUAGAGGAGGCCAAGGCUGAGACGAAGGAGGCCAAAGCUGAGACGGAGGAGCUUAGGGCAGCACAGCGGCGGUCUGCGGGUGCACCUGCCGGCAGCAGCUCAGGAGGCGACGGUCUAGUUGCUCCUGGAGGGGCUUCAUCUGCACCGGUGAGGCCAAUGUGGCCAGGCGGGGCAUCGGUGUUGACCUAUCGGUUCGUUGACCUCGCUGUACUUGCUGCCGGCAGGUUGAUCCCACGGCCAGCAGAGCUGCUCGAGCGUUUUGACUUGGUCAACAACCUGUAUGGCGGGCUUAUUGACAAGAAAACGAAGCAGCCACUGUUUCGAGCGGAAGCACUGGAGGCUAUCAAGCGUCUUCGAGUACACAUCAUGAACGAUUGCUGUAGUGACUCCCCGAACGAGGCGCUGUACUUCGAGGCGGGGAAGGAUGCUGAGACUCUCUGUCCGUUGUUUCGCUGCAUUAGAGGUACCAACGACCUAGAGGGGUACCACCUGCACAUGCGCUUGCUGGUCGCGUGGUGUAUUUCUCCCAGGCUUGCCCAUCUUCUUCUCCUCGAGUACAACUACAGGUGGAACUUACGCCAGAGUAUGAAGAACCGUGGUCUCGACGAGGCUGUGGGGGGGUUCUACGACCAACCAAUGCUUGAGGCCAUCCAGAGGAUGACUUCCAAGCUGUACGGCAAGGCGAAGUACUCCCAAUGGCUGCCGACGAGCGCAUACGGCGACACAGGGGAGCGCAGUGGGUUCGUGCGGAGCAUUUUCCCAUCAAACGUGGUCGGAGGAGGGACGGACUCGGUGUUGGAGAUACUGGGUGGGGCGGAGAACAGCGGCAUUGACCCCGCCUUUGCGGACGAGGCGGUUCCGCUCCCAGAGCUUACGGGAUCGGCAGCCAGGCUAGCAAAAAUGCAAGGAGUGCAGGUACCGCAUAUGCCGGUAACCAGUGCCGCUGAAAAAGCAAAGUUCGGCGACAUGUGGUUGGAGUUUGUCGAUCCGGCUGGGAGGCAGACUUUGCUCGACUUCGACAGCUUUGCAUUGGAAUGGAACAAGGCCGUGUCGCUCAUGGAGGAGGGCAAGAGCGCAGUGAUUCCCAUAUUCCGCAAGACGGCCGGACACCUCAAGGCGUACUGGAAAGCGUGA